Molecule: messenger RNA, 852 nt
Organism: Daldinia childiae
Lineage: Eukaryota; Fungi; Ascomycota; Sordariomycetes; Xylariales; Hypoxylaceae
Product: Delta(3,5)-Delta(2,4)-dienoyl-CoA isomerase, mitochondrial
Exons: 4
Coding region: 1-852 (283 amino acids)
Cellular component (GO): mitochondrion
Molecular function (GO): delta(3,5)-delta(2,4)-dienoyl-CoA isomerase activity
Source: RefSeq, a predicted model, not a curated record
AUGAAAUGUGGCUGGAAGACUUCGCGACAGACCUUUAUUAUCUCGUCGCCAUCCGAAUAUGUGGCUCACGUUAAGAUCAAUCGCCCAUCCAAGCUAAAUGCAUUCACACCAGAUAUGUGGGUGGAGCUUGGAAGGAUAUUCGCAAAGUUAUCUCGUGAUCCAGGUGUACGCGCUAUAAUACUUUCUGCAGUCGGCGACCGAGCAUUUACUGCUGGUCUAGAUGUGCAAGCCGUGGAUCAGGGAGGCCUCCUAGGGAAUCGCGAUCAACAACCAGAUGCUGCUAGGCAGGCAACGAAACUUCGACGCCAGAUUUCUGAGUUCCAAGACUGCAUAAACCAGAUAGAGAAAUGCGAGAAGCCUGUUAUCUGUGUAAUGAACGGUGUAUCUAUCGGCUUGGCUAUCGAUAUAGCCUGCUGCGCAGACGUUAGAAUCUGUUCGAGAGAUACUAGAUUUUCUGUCAAGGAAGUAGACAUCGGUAUGGCUGCAGACAUAGGUACUCUCGCAAGGCUACCCAAGAUCGUCUCAAGCUUCUCGUGGGUUAAGGAUGUUUGCUUGACGGCUCGGGGUUUUGGUGCUGAAGAGGCUCUUGCUGUUGGAUUCGUGAGUCAGGUGCUGGAAACUAAAGCAAAGGCUAUCGAGGCAGCUAGCAUGCUCGCAUCAUUCAUAGCAUCGAAGAGUCCGGUUGCUGUCCAGGGCACGAAAGAGCUGUUGAACCACGCAAGGGACAACACAGUUGCAGAUAACUUGAGAUACACAAGCCUGUGGAACCAGGCGAUGCUUCAGUCUAACGACUUCAAAACCGCGUUGCUGUCUGGACUAAGGAGGACUAGGCCGAGGUUUGAGAAGCUAUAG